Messenger RNA from Onthophagus taurus, 2416 nucleotides. Its product is annotated as dual specificity protein phosphatase CDC14C-like. NCBI's taxonomy places the organism in Eukaryota, Metazoa, Arthropoda, Insecta, Coleoptera, Scarabaeidae. Gene Ontology annotation, biological process: protein dephosphorylation. The record is from RefSeq and is a predicted model, not a curated record.
AUAUCUAUCGGGGUACAAUAGAUCCUUAGGAUCGCGGUGCAUGGUUGGUUGCUCUGCCUACCCGAUAUGUAAUCUGUGUAAUGUAAUGUAACACUGGACUGGGUUGACUCGCUGGAUUACUGGACUAGAAUAAUGUGAACCGGGCAUAACUUAAUUGUUGCUUGCUUACAUAAAAUAUUACUGAAUCGCCCACGUAAUCAGUAAUCAAACUAAUCAAUAACUAACAAUAGAAACCAGUAUUGUCGAAAAAAAAUCAAUGACAUUAUAAAUGACAUCUUAUCCAUGGUUAUUAUAUCUGACAAGAACAUGACACAAAAACAAAAAUAUGGUUUUGACAGUUUGGGACAAUCUAAAUUCGAAAUAUGAAUAAAGUCAUCCGUAAAACUAUUUCAAUCGUCUUAACAAUACUGGUAAAUUAUUCCAUUCACUUCUUCGUGUUUGUCCUUCUUUGCAGCGACACAACACGGCCCUGUUACCUUUUUCCCUAAGGCGGGAAAGAAACGGUUCUGAUGCUGCAACGAAAUUAUGACCAGUGGCCGCCAAAGAAUUUUCAAUACCAGGAGAUCCUGAAUACGUACGGGAUGGAAUCUAAAAACAGUUUCUAUUACGACUCGGAAAUCGAAUACAUUGCGGAAAUCGUUAAAGAACGUUUAUAUUUUGGUAGUACGUACAGUGAAGGAUUUAGGACGAUACAAUCAACGACGGAAACUAUAUAUUUUUGUACAGAUGAAGAAUUCGUUUACAUGAAUUAUUACUUCGAUUUUGGUCCAUUAAAUUUAUCGUGUUUAUACAAAUUUUGUUGUAAACUUAAUUCUUAUCUUUCUUCACCUACGAUAAAAAGAAUCGUUUAUUAUGCUUCAGCCGAUGCUAGAAAAAGAGCUAACGCUGCUUACUUAAUCGGAUGCUUUGCUGUUAUUUAUUUGAAUAUGCCACCAAGAAAAAUUUAUCAAACCCUUUUAAGUGCUGGAGGUGUUUAUAAGAACUUUGUAGAUGCUUCACAAGGAGUUUCAUCUUACACGUUACGUCUUCUGGAUUGUUUCCAAGCAAUAGAAAAAGCUAGAGCAUUUAAUUUUUUCAAUUUUAAAGAUUUUAACUGUUUAGAAUACGAUACGUAUGAUAAAAUCCAAAAUGGGGAUUUAAACUGGUUGCUGCCGAGAAAAUUUAUUGCGUUUAUUGGACCUACUGAUUGUGAAUUUAUGAACGGGCAUGCACCGGAAUUUUAUCUCAAAUACUUUUUAAGAAACGAUGUUAAAAGUGUAAUUAGGUUAAAUAACAAAGUUUAUGAUGCAAACGCGUUUAUUCAAGCUGGUAUAGCUCAUUAUGAAUUGUUCUUUGCUGAUGGAACAACUCCUACAAAACCAAUCCUGAUGAGAUUUUUAGAUAUUUCCGAACAUAGUCCAGCAGCAAUUGCCGUUCAUUGUAAGGCUGGUUUAGGAAGAACUGGGUCUUUAAUAGGCGCCUACAUUAUCAAGCACUAUCAUCUUUCAGCCAGAGAAGCAAUUGCUUGGAUGAGAAUAUGCAGACCGGGAUCGGUAAUAGGCCAACAACAAGGAUGGUUGGAAAAGAUAGAACCGUGGCUUUGGAAGCAAGGUACUCAAUAUAGAAUGAACCAUUUCGGCGAUGGCGAUAAAAUCCCAAAAUUUCGUUUCGGAGUGUACAGUAAAGAAUGGCCAUUAGAACGAAAACGCAUGAUAAUAUUAGCACAAAAAAAUAUAAAAAACGCCGAAGACAAAAAGAAAUUCCGUAUGCCAUCUCCAGCACCCCCAAGGUUUACACCUCUAUCUCAAAAACCCCUCCUUAACGUUUCGAAACAAAAGCGACCGGAAUCUGAAAGAAAACGAACCGAAGCCGAUAAAGAACGUGAAUUGUACAGGUUUACUAAAUUGUUAUCGAAACCUCAAUUGCAAUUGAACGAUGAAAAUCGAAGCGAUAAUGUUAUAGUGGGAACGAAACACGUCAAUUGUCAGACGGAUAAGUUACAAAAAGGGCCGAGAAAUUUUGGGGAAAUAGACGAGUACUAUCGAAAAAAAAAACACAAAGAUAAAUUAGAAAUGGAAAAAACCCAAGGUGAUCGAUUAAACGAUAUCAAAGCGAAUCGAUUUGGCGAAACUAAAGCGAAACUUAACGGCGAAAGACCUCGUUGGCAGGAAACCGAUAAAGAAGUAUUACAAGUUAACACAAAAAAUGCUAAACAAACACCACUUUAUGGAGCCGCGUUAGAAAAAAUGUUCUCUCAAAAAUUAAAGCGACAGUUGGAUACCGCAACCCAUCAUCCAGCAGUGAAAAAUACGUUAAACUGACAAUAUCUAUUUAAAAUAUUUUAGAAUAUAUACGAAGAUGUUGUGUUCUCUAAUGUCCAUAUUGAGUAUCUCGGGUUUAUAAAGAUUUAACAUUAAAAGGACAUUUAAACAUCGUU